AUGGUCGACUACAAGAGAUGGAUGAAAGAGGUUGAUGACAAUACUAAAAUCACAAAAUUGUCAAUUCCAGGAACCCAUAACUCAGCGGCCUGCCAUACUGCUUUGCCUUCAGUUCAGUGCCAAGGAAAGUCAAUCACUGAUCAAUUGAACCAUGGUGUGAGAUUUUUGGAUAUAAGGGUGGGUAAGUUAUUUUUGAAGGAGGGUGAUGAAGCGAAGGACUUACAGGUUAUUCAUGGUAAAUUCCCUGUCAAGAUACCAUUUCCCUUGAAGUUAACUGAUGCUUUAAAAGAAGUCUACGAGUUUUUGGAACACAAUAAGUCAGAAACUGUUAUUGUUUCUCUUAAGCAGGAGGGCUCUAAUGAUUGGAACAAUAACAAGGAUGAGUUUGGGAACUUGAUAUGGGAUAAGUAUAUCAACAAUCAUAAAAAUAAUUGGUACUUGAACCCACAACUUCCGAAAUUGAAGGACACAAGAGGGAAGGCUAUACUUUUCCGUAGAUUUGGUGUCAACGACGAAAACAAGAGAAAACAAUUUGGUUUCGAUGCGGCAUCUUGGAAAUACAAUACCACCGAAGAUGAUCGUGGUAGCUUUGUUGUACAAGAUUUCUGUGAGAUUCAAAGUGGUGACGAUAUAAAGAAAAAAGUCAAGUACGUAAAAGAUUUAGCGAAGAAAGCAGAGAACUAUCUGAAGAACCAUGACGACAAGUUAUAUAUAAACUUCACUUCGGGAUCCAACUUUUUUGACCACGAAUGCUGGCCAGAGAAGGUUGCGGAGGCUAUGUCAAAAGGUGGAAUCGAAGACGUUUACGCUAAAGGAGUCGGUAUAAUAGUUUUGGAUUACAUUGAAAAAAAUGACUGGAAAUUGUCUAAAGAUUUGGUCGACAAAAAUUUUAAAUAG
Molecule: messenger RNA, 897 nt
Organism: Priceomyces carsonii
Lineage: Eukaryota; Fungi; Ascomycota; Pichiomycetes; Serinales; Debaryomycetaceae
Gene: PLC2
Product: Plc2p
Exons: 1
Coding region: 1-897 (298 amino acids)
Biological process (GO): lipid metabolic process
Molecular function (GO): phosphoric diester hydrolase activity
Source: RefSeq, a predicted model, not a curated record